Molecule: messenger RNA, 667 nt
Organism: Scaptodrosophila lebanonensis
Lineage: Eukaryota; Metazoa; Arthropoda; Insecta; Diptera; Drosophilidae
Exons: 2
Coding region: 186-647 (153 amino acids)
Biological process (GO): transcription by RNA polymerase III
Cellular component (GO): transcription factor TFIIIC complex
Source: RefSeq, a predicted model, not a curated record
AUUUACAAAAAUUGCUGCCACCGAAAUAAACUUGUCGACGCAGCGAAAAAGGUAUUCGCCUCAUUUUCAGGGGUGAAUCAAUGAUAGCUUGUAUAAAUUAUCGAUAAUAUUUCAAAGCAUGAUAUCUUCGCUCUGAAAAUAUCGAUAAGCUUGCGUCUCUAAGACAAUGUGGGAUUUUGGCUACGAUGAGCGAUUCCGACUCUGAUUACGAAGAAUCUGAAUACAUUCUUUACGCUGAUUUCAAGAAUCAUUUGGCCCCACAGGAGCUUAAGCGUGAAAAUACCGCCAUAAAAAUCAUUGGGAUCGAAAGCGAGAAUCCAGUUGCUGAGAUAAAUGGCAAUAUAUUCAAAGGUAAUUAUGAUAUGGCCAUAGGCACCAAUGUGUUUUUCCAAAAGGAUUUUGAUGUAGUACCAGGCGAUCCUCUGUUCGAAAGCACCUGCCGGCAACAGUAUAAAUACGUAAGCACAUCAACCAAAGUAAUAAACUUUGAGCGGAUCUACAUAGAAAAAUUGCCUCAAGAAGAGGAGGCAGUUCCACAAAAAACCACAAACACGCAGGAAGGUGGACAACCUGCCGAUGAACCGGAAUCCUUGAAACUGAAAAUUAAUUAUAAAACAGCAGUUAAGAAAUUCGCUGACGAAAACUAAUUUUGUUAUGUAUCUCAGUA